GAAGCCAUUUGAUCAGUUCGGACCGGAACUCUUUAUUAGCGUGCCUGCCUAGGUGUAGGUGCUGAGUGGGCUUAUAACCCCACUCACUACUAGUACUAGUUAGUGAUCAUAGUUAUGACACUACCAACUUUAGUCUACCUAUUCCUCCAGUCCAAAAAGAAAUAAUCAAUUGCUACUUAAAUCGCCUCUUCUUCCUUCUUUCUUCCUCCUUCCUUCUUCAUCCACUUCCACAACCAAAAAAAUAAUCAUCGCAAACCACAAAACUUUCCAAAGCAAGGCCCAAUACAAAAUUCAACAGUAAAGUAAAAACACCAGUCAAUAUGCCUAAGAAUAAGGGAAAGGUAAGACACCGUCGCAUUUUCUUUUUUUAUAUUAAAAAUAUUCCACCCCACAAUCUUGAUUCAGGCUGACACGAUUGCGGAAAAUAGGGAGGAAAGAACAGGCGUCGUGGGAAGAACGAGAACGACAACGAGAAGCGUGAAUUAACAUUCAAGGAAGAAGGUCAAGGUAAUAUACCCUCUAUCUUUUACUCCCUACAGCUGCUCUCCUGUCUAUCUCUCCUGACCGCUUCAACUCCAAAGCGUUUGCAUCGCACACACACAACUAACCAGCUAUCCUUUCACAGAAUAUGCCCAAGUCAUCAAGAUGCUCGGAAACGGUCGUCUAGAAGCUCUCUGCUUCGACGGUACCAGACGUCUCGCACAUAUUCGAGGAAAGCUCAGAAAGAAGGUCUGGAUUAACCAAGGAGACAUCAUCCUCCUCUCCCUCCGUGACUACCAAGACGAGAAGGGAGACGUCAUUCUCAAGUACAGCGCCGAUGAAGCCAGAAGUUUGAAAGCCUAUGGAGAAUUACCUGAGAGCGCAAAGAUCAACGAGACCGAUACUUACGGACAAGGCGAGGAUGGAGAUUGCAACUUCGAGUUCGAUGACGAUAGGGAUAGUGGUAGUGACUCGGAUGACGCUGCCGAUGGAGGAAAGGGCAAGGAGAUCGAUAUCGAUGAUAUCUAAAUCCUCCAGAGGUUGAUGUGGUCCCCUCCACGAAGGUUGACUAUGGUGGUUAGGGGGAUGGAAAGAAAGACUGUCUUCUCUCUCAAUCUCGUUGGAUUUGGUCAUUGUUUCACUCGCUGGAUCCCGAGAACCUCGACAGGCAUUUUUCCUUCUAGAUCUUCAUUUUGACUGGCGAUAUGUAUAUAGUGGGAGAGACGUUAUACACAUAUUGGCCAGCGUUUUCCUUUCCA
Messenger RNA from Sclerotinia trifoliorum, 1238 nucleotides. NCBI's taxonomy places the organism in Eukaryota, Fungi, Ascomycota, Leotiomycetes, Helotiales, Sclerotiniaceae. The record is from the annotation of a GenBank genome assembly.